AUGAACAAUCCUUCAUCAUCUCCAAUAGAAACUUCUGAGACUUUACCCUCCACUGGUAAUCAUGCACCAUCUCCAGUGGACUCUUAUAAUAACUUGAGGGCUACUGAUGAUCAUCUUCGAAUUGCACCAGUUGUUGAACUCCCUCUAGCCACCAAUAUCAGAAGAUCAAAUAGAAACAUCAAUCUUCCAAACUACCUCAAAGAUUGUAACAUAAUCACUCAAAAUUCCAAAGAAUGUGAGGUUUAUAGGGUCAUAGCGGACACUAAUCUCAUCCAAGCCAUUUUCGAGUUCGAGGUCGAAGAAGAUAAAGUUGUUGCCGGCACUGGCGUUGGAAUUAUCCAAUCUGUUGAGGGCAGGAACAUAAAAGUUCUUUAUUGA
This is a messenger RNA of Fraxinus pennsylvanica, 378 nucleotides long. The record is from the annotation of a GenBank genome assembly. Lineage: Eukaryota; Viridiplantae; Streptophyta; Magnoliopsida; Lamiales; Oleaceae.